Molecule: messenger RNA, 1321 nt
Organism: Erinaceus europaeus (western European hedgehog)
Lineage: Eukaryota; Metazoa; Chordata; Mammalia; Eulipotyphla; Erinaceidae
Gene: SHFL
Product: shiftless antiviral inhibitor of ribosomal frameshifting
Exons: 8
Coding region: 304-1182 (292 amino acids)
Biological process (GO): innate immune response; viral translational frameshifting
Molecular function (GO): sequence-specific mRNA binding; ribosome binding
Source: RefSeq, a predicted model, not a curated record
UCCUCGCGCGCGGCCGCCGGGCUCCCCCGCCCCCCGCCCCCCCCCGCAGCCACCGGGGGAGGGGGCAGAGGCGGGGCCGGGGCGGGGCCGCAGCAUCCCGGGGUGGGGGGUGGGAGAGGGGGCGGAGGGGGAGCCCCUCGGUAACCGAAACCGAAAGAGGGGGCCGGGGAGGCAGGCGGAGCCCAGCCCCAGGCCCCGCCCCUGCCCUGCGCAGCAGCCGGCAGGACGGUCGCGCCCAGCCUGGGGGUCCCCCCCCCCCGGAACGCGCACCCAUCCCCCGCGGGGACCCCGGGAGCCGCCACCAUGUCCCAGGAAGGGGUGGAGCUGGAGAAGAGUGUCAGGCGUCUGCGGGAGAAAUUCUAUGGCAAGGUCUCCAACAAGAAAGCGGGGACAUUGAUGAGGAAAUUUCACAGCGAUCACACAGGAGUGGGGCGCUCCAUCGUGUACGGAGUGAAACAGAAAGACGGACAGGAACUGAGCAAUGACCUAGACUCGCAGGACCCUCCAGAAGACAUGAAACAGGACCGAGACAUCGAGGCGGUGGCCACGUCCCUCCUGCCGCUGACCCAAGCCAAUCUGCGAAUGUUCCAGCGGGCCCAGGAGGAUCUCAUCCCCGCCGUGGACCGGCAGUUCGCCUGCUCCUCCUGCGACCACGUCUGGUGGCGCCGUGUGCCCCAGAGGAAGGAGGUUUCCCGUUGCAGGAAGUGCAAGAAGCGCUAUGAGCCGGUGCCCAACGACAAGAUGUGGGGCCUGGCUGAGUUCCACUGCCCCAAAUGUCGGCACAACUUCCGGGGCUGGGCGCAGAUGGGGUCCACGUCCCCCUGCUACGGCUGCGGCUUCCCCGUCUUCCCCACGCGCAUCCUCCCUCCCCGCCGUGACCGCGACAUGGACCGCCGCAGCACCCACACCCACUCCUGCUCGGCCGAGGACUGCUACAACCGGCGGGAGCCCCACGCUCCCGGGACGUCAUGCCCGCACCCCAAGAGCCGCAAGCAGAACCACCUCCCCAAAGUCCUGCACCCCAGCAACCCCCACAUCAGCAGCGGCUCCACCGUGGCCACCUGCCUGAGCCAGGGGGGCCUCUCGGAUGACUUGGACAACCUCAUCCUCGAAGACCUGGAGGAGGAGGAGGAGGAGGAGGACGGGGAGGAGGAGGAGGAGGAGGCCCGGCGUGGAGAGUGAUGCCGACAACACCGCCACCCCCACAUACACACACACACACAGGACCAAGCCCCCCAACUCCACCCACACCCCAAAACCCUGGCUGAUUCAAACCACACGCGAUCUGUGGCUAUUCCGUGUUAUAAAAUCAUGACUUCCA